Molecule: messenger RNA, 1047 nt
Organism: Oppiella nova
Lineage: Eukaryota; Metazoa; Arthropoda; Arachnida; Sarcoptiformes; Oppiidae
Source: the annotation of a GenBank genome assembly
AUGGUUUUCGGAAAAUGUGUCUAUUUUAGAGCAUUUCAGAGAUUUCGGGAAAUGGAGCCCAAAAAAGUACCACAAGUGAUGACUUGUGAUGAAUCGCAUACAAUAUCCAUUCCGAUGGAUAAAAUCGAGAAAAUGGCAGAAUUGAAGGAAAACCCAUUUAAGCAAAGAAUAUGUAAAGUGUUUUCACACGACGGCAGUGGAGACAUGACUUUUGAUGACUUCCUGGAUAUGCUGUCAGUGUUCAGCGAACAGGCGCCCCGGGAUGUCAAGGCUUUCUAUGCGUUCAAAAUAUACGACUAUGACGACGACGGCAUCAUUUCAGUGCAAGACUUGCAGCAAACGGUCAUCGCUUUGACGCGCAAUGAGUUGACUCACGAGGAGAUCAAUAUUAUCUGCGAGAAAGUGCUCGAAGAGGCCGACAAUGACGACGACCGACGCAUCUCUUACAUGGAGUUCGAGCACGUCAUCACUCGGGCGCCAGAGUUCUUGAGUACAUUUCACGUCAGGAUCUGAAGACUAAGCUUUGAGACAGAUUUGACACCAAUUGUAGUGUUUAUAUGAAGACAACCGUCAGAACCGAGCGUUUGGUUCCUCCUUCUCAUAGAAAUAGAGGACAACUUCUCCUUUGUUUGUGUCCACAGUUUGAGUGACUUUUGCCAGAAAGCGAGCCGACAGGCCAUACAUUAGGGACGGAAUGCCUAAGAAGUCAUAAAAGAGUUUCUUUCAUUUGCCAACAAUUGUGUGAAUUGUACCCAAAUUAAUGACUUUAAGACAUGUAAACAAUCGGUUCUCAAGAGUCAGAUCUUGUAGCGGCCGUCGAGUGCAGUGGUAUUUAAUGAAUGGAUAGCAACCGAUGCGUAAGACAUGAUAAUUAUGUGAUCCGACGGACCAAUUGAAGUGAGAGCACCCGAACUGGUCGUUCACCACAGACUCGUAUCGCACGAAAUAAGAGCUCCAAAAGGGUUGUCUACUCUUCAGAUACUCCGUCAACACCUCUGAAGACAACGGUUUCUGAUUUGCACUUAAAUUGAAGUAAAGUUUAAUGCG